UCCUCCCAACAUUAAUGCUAGCUAAGAUGGUGGUUUGAGCGUAAAUUGUCUCUACAAUACCAAGAGAAGAAAAGGGGCAGAAACAUCUUUACAGCCUUUUAAUCACAGCCGACCAACUCGUCUACGGUUGUCUUAAGUGACCGUCCGUAGAAAUUUGGACAUUUCACAAACACUGGGCCGCAGUCUCCGCCCAAUCUGGUGUGACUCCCUCGGAGUGGAAUCUAAGCUAAAUACGGACAGGCCCUGUGCUCUGUGAACAACGUCAACACUCACACUAGCCGUGCCAUAGGAUGUCCCACAGCCCUGAAAUGAAGGAUGACCCCAUGGAGUGCCCUCUGUGCAUGGAGCCGCUGGAAAUUGAUGAUGUCAACUUCUUCCCCUGCACCUGUGGCUACCAGAUCUGCCGCUUCUGUUGGCAUCGCAUCCGCACAGAUGAGAACGGCCUGUGCCCUGCCUGCAGAAAGCCGUACCCAGAGGACCCGGCUGUGUACAAGCCUCUGUCACAGGAGGAGAUCCAAAGGAUAAAGAAUGAAAAGAAGCAGAAACAGAACGAGAAGAAGCAGAAGGUGACAGAAAACCGCAAACAUCUGGCAAGUGUCAGAGUGGUCCAGAGAAAUCUGGUGUUUGUGGUUGGGCUCUCACAGCGGCUCGCCGACCCGGAGGUCCUAAAACGACCAGAGUAUUUUGGGAGGUUUGGGAAAAUCCAUAAAGUGGUCAUCAACAAUAGCACAUCUUAUGCCGGUUCACAGGGGCCAAGUGCUAGCGCUUAUGUCACUUACAUCCGCUCUGAAGACGCUUUAAGAGCAAUACAGUGUGUGAACAAUGUGGUUGUUGAUGGCAGAACACUAAAGGCUUCUUUAGGCACAACAAAGUACUGCAGUUACUUCCUUAAAAGUAUGCAGUGUCCCAAACCCGAUUGUAUGUAUCUACAUGAGCUUGGGGAUGAAGCGGCUAGCUUUACUAAAGAGGAGAUGCAGGCGGGGAAGCAUCAAGAGUACGAGCAAAAACUCCUCCAAGACCUCUAUAAAAUUAACCCUAGCUUUCUACAACCUCCAGCAUGUGGUACAGAGAAGUCGAAGAGUAAAUCCAACUCCACACAGAGAUCCAACAAUAGCAAUGGGAAAGAUGGGUGGCCAACGCUGUCAGGGCAUAACAAACUGGCCAAUGGGCUUUCAGAGGACCGCAAAUCCCCUCCACUCCUAGACUAUCUAGACCAAGACGUUAUUACUUCAGACGGGCUAGAUACAGACCUGGGUCCUGGUCAGCGUACGAGCCUGUCCCCCUUCUCCUCAAACUGCGACAGUAACAGUCCCAGUGACAAACCUUCAGAAUCAAUGGGUAUGGUGAAUGGAGAGACUUUACAACCGAUGCCCACCAGUGACUCCCCCUCUCCUCCCCCGGGUUUAACCAAGCCCAGCCUGGUGGUGCCCAUCAGUGUGUCAGACCUCACAGCCCGUUCACCCUUCGAGGGUGCGGCAGCCGAGUCCCAGUCGCUCUUCUCAGACAACAGCAACUUCAGACACCCUAACCCACUCCCUGCCGGGCUACCCCCCUUUCCCAGCUCCCCCCGCGGCAGCUCUGACUGGCCCAUGACCCCUGAACCACAGAGCCUCUUCACAUCAGACACAAUACCAGUGUCCUCUUCCACAGACUGGCAGGCGGCCUUUGGCUUCGGCUCGUCCAGCAAACAGCAGGAUGACGACUUGGGCUUUGAUCCCUUCGACGUCACCCGCAAGGCUUUGGCCGACCUGAUAGAGAAGGAGCUGUCGGUACAGGAUCAGAGUCCCUUGUCCCCGGGGCUCCUCCCCCACGGGAGCAAUCACGGUCCCGGCCUACCACCCCUCAACGCAAGCGCCGCCUCCCAUCACUUCUCCAGUGGCCUGACACGCCUUCCCCAGCUCCACCACAGAGCCAUCUACAGCUCGUUCAGCUUCCCCGGCAGUCAGAACAGCCAGGCCAGUCAACAGCAGCCAGCUGCCAGACACCCCUGGAUGGGCAUCCCCACACGAAAUAACCUCACACACUUGAACCACUCAGCCAGUGCUGCCUCACACAGUAAUUUCCUGGACCUGAAUCUGCCCCCUCAGCACAACACAGGACUGGGAGGGAUCCCCAUUUCAGAAAACAGCGGCUCUAUAGACGGCUUAAAUGUAAAAGAGUGGCAGGACGGCCUCAGAGCUCUCCUGCCCAAUAUCAAUAUCAAUUUCGGGGGUCUCCCAAACUCCUCUUCGUCUUCAUCCUCCUCAUCCUCCAACAGUGUUAAUCACAUUGGUGGGCCGACAGGGCCAGUAGGCAUCUCGCACAGCCUGAGCUGGGAUGGUACAGCUAGUUGGAUGGAUCCUGCUAUCAUCACAGGUAGAAACUACAAUGCAGGCAUCCCGGCCUCGGUAGGCAACAGUUUAGACUGUCUCCAGGACGACAACCCACCACACUGGCUCAAAUCCCUGCAGGCACUCACAGAGAUGGACGGCCCAUCCAGUUCAGUUGUGACCACGCCCCAGCCCCACCACAGCGGCCUCCUCGACGCCCACCUCCCACUCCACCACAGAGCCGCCGGCGGCUGGGCUCCCUACAUGCCCACACCCACAGCCAACCCCGCCAGCCAGUACCACUCCCCACCCCCAGGCUUCCAGACCGCCUUCAGACCCCCAGGACAGCCCGCCACAGAGCUGCUACAGAGUUCCGCCGUGGACCGCCACUGAAAACAGACUACAGCAGACACCCCAUCCAUUCCCUCACUACCACUUAAUACCCACUCAUCCUUUACCCUGUACUGCCCCUCCCCCCAAUGCAAUACACACCAAUCUGCAGAGUAUGACAAAUUAUUAACAAAGUAACAAACAUGCUUUUUUUUUUUCUCUUCCCCCCUCCUUAAAUGUCUACUCCGAAUGCCUAUUUGUUUUUGUUUCUGUUUGUGGCACACACGUUAUCAAGACCCUUUGUCUGCUACCAUCUCCAAUCCGUAGAACUUGUUCUGGGCGUUAACAUGGGUAAUCAUUGUGUUGCUUGCCGUUUUACGGAGAGCAUAAGAAAAAAGUAGAGCAUCAAAGCGACCAGUGGUGACACAAGAGUUCACAAACUCUACAAACUGGCAAAGAAACAAAUCAGCUGAGGUGAGGUCUUUUAAAAAAACAAAAAAAAUACGUAACAGUAAGCAUGAACAACAUUUGUGUUUUUUGAAAGUUGCAAUUAGGUUUUGAGGAAUGAAACAAGCUGUGAAUCUGCUCUUUGAAGCUUUGCCCCAAAGACCCUCAUCCUCCCCACUUUUACAGGAGACUGAAACGGUUAACCCUUCCAGCUGAGAAGCAGAUAAAACGAGGCGAGAGAGAGAGAGAGAAAAAAGGGGUUGGCCCUUGGCUUUUUUUGAGUGUUUUUUUUCUUUCCAAUGAAAUGUCCCAAAAAAAGAAGCUGAGAUUUGGUGAGAAGAGGGUGAAUGCAGAUGACACAUGGGAGUUGAGGGCACAGGCUAUGCAUGGUCUCCCUGUUAGGUAGGGACAAAAAUGGUCUGCCUCAGAGGCCACUUAGCCCACAUUCCCUUCAGUGGAGGGCUCUCAGUAGCCCCGUCCUGCUGGAGGGACAUUUUUGCUGAACCUCUGUAUCAGAGGAUAGAGCACUGCCUAACCGCAGGGAGCCAGGGCUUUGGGAGAUCGUGGCACACAUCCUGAGCAAUAGGGCUAGACUCUUACUCACAGUGCCACUGUGUGGUACCUGCAGUAGCUAGCCCUCACAUGGACAGCCACCAAGUAGACAGGACAAUGAUAAGGCGGAUGAGGAAAAUGACCCACGAUGAUAGUGAAAGGGUUAGCAGGUACCCUUGUUCGACCCACAAGGGCUUAAACGAGGCCUUAAAAUGAACUGAUGAGAGAAAGGAGUGAGUAAAGGGAGGACUCUAACGAUUGCUGAAAAUUAUGCAAUAUUGUAUUUGACUUUAGCAACUGUAUGUGAGCGUGUGUCAUAAAGAAAGAUGCAGCGUGACAAUUAUGAGUACUGAAGUAAUGGUUAUUUUAAGGAGCUGUCACCCAUUAGGAUUCGCGACCGGCCUCUCGGACCACCGCCGUUUUUCUUUUUUCUUUUUUGAAGUCUUAAUUCUCUCAUCCGUAUUCGCUCUGUCUCUCUUUCUCUCUCUUACCACCCCCCUCCCCACCCCACCCCCCUCCUGCUGUUCUGUAUUUAACAGUAUUCACAAAAUGAACAAACUCAUCCAGGAGAAACCAACCACAGAGUCAUACAAUGGGUUUUAACAUGAUGUUGCGAGGUUUAAAAAAAAAAAGAAAUCGAGGCGCUUAAGGGGGUCAACUGUCCUCUGCAGGUCUGGAAAAAUGAACCUUAAAUAAAACUGAAAACUCAGA
This is a messenger RNA of Platichthys flesus (European flounder), 4349 nucleotides long. It is a transcript of the gene cnot4a, whose product is annotated as CCR4-NOT transcription complex, subunit 4a. Gene Ontology annotation, biological process: protein ubiquitination. The record is from RefSeq and is a predicted model, not a curated record. The transcript has 13 exons. The coding region runs from base 291 to 2702 and encodes 803 amino acids. NCBI's taxonomy places the organism in Eukaryota, Metazoa, Chordata, Actinopteri, Pleuronectiformes, Pleuronectidae. Gene Ontology annotation, molecular function: RNA binding; metal ion binding; ubiquitin-protein transferase activity. Gene Ontology annotation, cellular component: CCR4-NOT complex.